This is a messenger RNA of Galeopterus variegatus (Sunda flying lemur), 3029 nucleotides long. It is a transcript of the gene KCNC4, whose product is annotated as potassium voltage-gated channel, Shaw-related subfamily, member 4. Gene Ontology annotation, molecular function: delayed rectifier potassium channel activity; protein binding. Lineage: Eukaryota; Metazoa; Chordata; Mammalia; Dermoptera; Cynocephalidae. Gene Ontology annotation, biological process: potassium ion transmembrane transport; protein homooligomerization. The record is from RefSeq and is a predicted model, not a curated record. The coding region runs from base 1 to 1866 and encodes 621 amino acids. Gene Ontology annotation, cellular component: voltage-gated potassium channel complex; dendrite membrane; neuronal cell body membrane. The transcript is spliced from 5 exons.
AUGAUCAGCUCGGUGUGUGUCUCCUCCUACCGCGGGCGUAAGUCGGGGAACAAGCCUCCGUCCAAAACAUGUCUGAAGGAGGAGAUGGCCAAGGGCGCGGCGUCGGAGAAGAUCAUCAUCAACGUGGGCGGCACGCGACAUGAGACCUACCGCAGCACCCUGCGCACCCUACCGGGCACCCGCCUCGCCUGGCUGGCUGAUCCCGACGGCGGGGGCCGGCCCGAGUCCGAUGGCGGAGUUGUGGGCAGCAGCGGCGGCGGGGGCUGCGAGUUCUUCUUCGACCGGCACCCGGGAGUCUUCGCCUACGUGCUCAACUAUUACCGCACGGGCAAGCUGCACUGCCCCGCCGACGUGUGCGGGCCCCUCUUCGAGGAGGAGCUCACCUUCUGGGGCAUCGACGAGACCGACGUGGAGCCCUGCUGCUGGAUGACCUACAGGCAGCACCGCGACGCCGAGGAGGCGCUAGACAUCUUCGAAAGCCCGGACGCAGGNNNNGGCGGCGCGGGGCCCAGCGACGAGGCCGGCGACGAUGAGCGGGAGCUGGCCCUGCAGCGCUUGGGCCCCCACGAGGGAGGGGCGGGCCCCGGCGCCGGGUCCGGGGGCUGCCGCGGCUGGCAACCCCGCAUGUGGGCACUUUUCGAGGAUCCCUACUCCUCGCGGGCUGCCAGGGUGGUGGCUUUUGCCUCCCUCUUCUUCAUCCUAGUCUCCAUCACCACCUUCUGCCUGGAGACCCAUGAGGCUUUUAACAUUGACCGCAAUGUGACAGAGAUCCACCGAGUAGGCAACAUCACCAGCGUGCGCUUCCGGAGGGAGGUGGAGACAGAACCCAUUCUGACCUACAUAGAGGGUGUGUGUGUGCUGUGGUUCACGCUGGAGUUCCUGGUACGCAUCGUGUGCUGCCCCGACACUCUGGACUUCGUCAAGAACCUGCUCAACAUCAUCGACUUUGUGGCCAUCCUGCCCUUCUACCUGGAGGUGGGGCUGAGCGGCCUGUCAUCCAAGGCAGCCCGGGAUGUGCUGGGCUUCCUGCGUGUGGUGCGCUUCGUGCGUAUCCUGCGCAUCUUCAAGCUCACGCGCCACUUUGUGGGGCUGCGCGUGCUGGGCCACACGCUCCGUGCCAGCACCAACGAGUUCCUCCUGCUCAUCAUCUUCCUGGCCCUGGGCGUGCUCAUUUUUGCCACCAUGAUCUACUAUGCCGAGCGCAUUGGCGCCAGGCCCUCCGACCCGCGAGGCAAUGACCACACCGACUUCAAGAACAUCCCCAUCGGUUUCUGGUGGGCUGUGGUAACCAUGACCACGCUGGGCUACGGGGACAUGUACCCCAAGACAUGGUCAGGCAUGCUGGUGGGGGCACUGUGUGCUCUGGCUGGAGUUCUCACCAUUGCCAUGCCCGUGCCUGUCAUUGUCAACAACUUCGGCAUGUACUACUCCCUGGCCAUGGCCAAGCAGAAGCUGCCCAAGAAACGCAAGAAGCACGUGCCACAGCCUCCCCAGCUCGAGUCACCCAUUUACUGCAAGUCAGAGGAGACCUCGCCUCGAGACAGCACCUACAGUGAUGCCAGCCCGCCUGCCCAGGAAGAGGGGAUGGUCGAGAGGAAGAGGACAGACUCUAAGCAGAAUGGGGAUGCCAAUGCGGUGCUGUCAGACGAGGAGGGCGCUGGCCUCACCCAGCCCCUGGCUUCCGCCCCCACCCCCGAGGAGCGCCGUGCCUUGCGACGCUCCGGCACUCGAGACAGAAACAAGAAGGCGGCUGCCUGCUUUCUGCUCAGCGCUGGGGACUAUGCCUGUGCUGAUGGCAGUGUCCGGAAAGAAGGCAAUGUUGAACCGAAAGCGUGCGUCCCAGUGUCUCACACCUGUGCUCUUUAAACACAGAGACCUGCCAAGACGCACUCUCGUCCAACUAUGCCCAGGCUGAAGUCCUCACCCUCUCUUAAAGCGGCACCAACGUGAGAGAGACAGGCAGACAGACAGAAAGCCAAAGGCUUAGGGAAACUCUGGAACCCAGGCAAGAAUCUUUCACUGGCAAAGACUCAGAUAUCGUUGUUUGCACAGGACUGGUGGAAAACCUCUCAUGCAAUCCUCGGGGCCCGGAGUCAUCUGGGUCUGACAUUCUGUUCUACUGUACAUUGAAGAGAUAUAUAUGCACAUAUAGUAUCUAUAUUCAUACAUACUAUACUCGUGUGUGUGUAGUGCACGUGCUAUUGGUGGUCUAUCUUCUUUGUUAGGCUGUGUCUCCCCAAGCCCUUGCCCGAGUUUCCCAUCCCCUUCCCCUUCACUGGUUCCUUGUUUCUGCUGACCAUGUGUGUGGAAUGUCCCAGGAAAAGUGCACCUGGGCACUGCCAGUACAGCUGGGUGGUCCCAGGCUGCUCUCUCUCUUGGGGGUGUUUCCCCCAUCAGCAGGUGGCCUGUUGAAGUCUGUCGGAGGCCAGACUGCCCCCCCCCCAGGGUCACUGCUCCACUAGCCCCACCCCACCCCAGAUUGGGGUUCUACCUCCCACCCUACUCCCCAGUUGUGGGUGGACUUCCAGGGGCUCCUCUGCAGCCUCCUCCACUCCUUUCUAUACCCUGUGUCCUUGACUGAGGGGACAUUUUGUCUUUUUAAUUUUUGAUUUUUUUGUUCUGUCUCCUUCAUCUGUUUGUUUUCAAAGAUGCUGCGGGGCAGACAGGCAGGGUAGGGGUCUGUCUGUCCGUCUGGCUCAGGGGUCUGAGAAGGGGAAGCCUCGGGCGAGAGGAGACCAGUUGCAAUACCAUACUUCCUGGCCGGUGGCCAGAGGAUGUGUGCAACAGCAGAGGCCAGGUGACCCCUUCAGCCUGGGCCUCUGCCCCUCCCUCAGCCCUCCCUCCCCGCUCCUAUCCCUCUCUGCUCCUCCCUGGUGUUGGUCAGUCCUUUUCUAAAGCUAUUUCCUUGUGUGUGUCUGAGGCAUGCCCAGGGUGGGCCCUGCUGCCCUGUUUGCACGCCUUCAACUGUCGCGCUGUGCUCGAGCCUCAAUAAAGACAUCUGGAGCAUCCCGCUGCUCCUGCUGUGUGAG